Messenger RNA from Neospora caninum, 1203 nucleotides. RefSeq lists its product as hypothetical. Lineage: Eukaryota; Apicomplexa; Conoidasida; Eucoccidiorida; Sarcocystidae. Gene Ontology annotation, molecular function: metal ion binding; pre-mRNA binding; U6 snRNA binding. The record is from RefSeq and is a predicted model, not a curated record. Gene Ontology annotation, cellular component: Prp19 complex; U2-type catalytic step 1 spliceosome; U2-type catalytic step 2 spliceosome. The transcript is spliced from 3 exons. The coding region runs from base 1 to 1203 and encodes 400 amino acids.
AUGUCGGCGCUGGAGAAGAGCGGCUUCGGUAUUGCGCACGACUUCAAAGGGAGGACGCAGGAGCAAUCGGAUUUCCCGAUCCUCUGCGAGACAUGCCUGGGCGAUAAUCCCUACGUUCGUAUGCAAAGAAACAGGGAAGGCAAAGAAUGUAGGAUUUGUACGAGGCCCUACACGGCUUUCAGGUGGAAGCCUGGCCCGAAGGCGCGUUACAAAUCGACGGUCGUCUGCCAGACGUGUGCGAAGCUGAAAAAUGUCUGUCAGACUUGUUUGUUUGAUCUCCAGUACGGUCUGCCGGUCCAGGUUCGGGACAAAAUUCUGGAGGGUGCGAAGGUGGAUCUUCCUGAACAUCCACUAAACCGCGAUUACAUGGCCGGCCGGCUGGAAAAGGCUGCUGAUCAGCUCCCUUACGGAAAGCUAGAGGAUCCCGAUGGGAGACUGCGAGCGAUUGCCAGAACUCAACCGUAUUAUCGCCGGAACGCUCCAAGGGUUUGCACGUUCUGGCAAAGAGGGGAGUGUAAAAGGGGCGACGAGUGCCCGUAUCUCCAUCAGGAAGUCCACCAUGACCCAGCUCUUGCGAACCAAAACCUCCGGGACAGGUAUAGUGGACAAGACGAUCCAGUUGCGGAGAAGAUUCUGCGACUGGCGGCAAGCAAGCCUAGCGACGACAGCGUAACGCCACCGGCAGACACGACUAAUACCACGGUGUUUGUUGGUGGUCUUACGAAAGGAGUUACCGAGCAAGACCUACGAGACGCGUUUUAUGCCUUUGGAGAACUGCUGUCUAUCAAGAUGUAUAGGGGGCAGCAAUAUGCUUUCCUCUGUUAUGCUGAGCGGAGUUCAGCAGAGGAGGCGGUGAAGCAGCUGCAUUCCAAUCUAGUGAUCAAAGGUGUGAGGCUUCGUGUCGCCUGGGCAAAACCGUCCGACAAACGAAAAAAGCCUGAUGACAACGAUCUGCCGGCAGCUCAGGCGGAUCUAGGUGUGACUGUGAUUCCUCCACCGCUUCCCGGCCUUCCUUCCGUUCGUGCUCCAGUGCCCCUGCCCUUCAUGUUGGAUUCGGCCGACGCGAAUCGCGGGGCUUCUGUUAGACCCACCGCGGAGCCGGCGAGUGGAGUCCUACCUCCGUCAAGCAUGUAUGGCGUGGGAGGCGCGACGGCAAUGUAUGCGUCUAUGAAUCCUGUUGAAGCUGAGUAUAUGAAAAGGUGA